Molecule: messenger RNA, 1803 nt
Organism: Oldenlandia corymbosa var. corymbosa
Lineage: Eukaryota; Viridiplantae; Streptophyta; Magnoliopsida; Gentianales; Rubiaceae
Source: the annotation of a GenBank genome assembly
AUGAUGAAGCUUUUUCGGCGAUGCACGAGGAUUCUUAUCGUUUCCCUGCUCGUUGUUUCGGUGUUCGUCCCAAUCGGUUUUCUGUCUCAACGGCUCAAGCACCUGAACUCCGACGUCUCCGAGGACUUUGUUGAAGAUUUGUCCAAAAUUAAACACAGAACAGAAGCUCAAGCACUUAAUGCAAUUGAAGAGGAUGAAAGUAAAGGUGUGAAAGAGCCACCUCUAGAGGUUUUCAGAGAUGAACUAGUGAUUUCUGCUGUUAGUUUUGGUUCUACUAACGAGAACAAUAGUAUUAAUGAUCCAGGGCAUUCCACAGAUACUGACAGUCUGUUGGAAACAAAUGGAACCAGUCAUGAACCAAAUAAAGAUAAUCACCAAUCGCAAACAGAAAAAUCAUCCAUGUCUGGAGAAGAGAAACAUUCUGGACCAACAAAUGUCCAACAAGAUCAAAAAGCACAAGCUCAUUCUCAUAAGGCGCGCGAUGAGAAGGUGAAAGAGAUGAGAGAUCAGGUGAUUAGGGCUAAGGCAUACAUAAGCUUUGCCCCACCAACUAGUAACUCUCAUUUUAUAAAAGAGUUGAGACUUCGAAUAAAGGAGUUGGAACGAGCUAUAGGCGAAGCUACCAAGGAUUCUGAUCUAUCUAGGAAGGCAUUCCAGAAGAUGAAAGCCAUGGAGAUUUCUUUGUUAAAAGCUAGCCGCAUUUACCCUGAUUGCUCUGCCAUGGUGAAAAAGCUUCGUGCUAUGACACACAGUGCAGAACAACAAGUUAAUGCACAGAAGAAUCAAACAACAUUUCUUGUUCAGCUUGCUGGGAGGACUACCCCAAAGGGUCUCCACUGCCUCUCUAUGAGGUUGACUGCUGAAUAUUUUGCACUGCAACCUGAGGAGAGGGAACUUCCUAACCAACAUAAAUUGCAUGAUCUGGAUCUCUUUCACUUUGCUGUUUUCUCAGACAAUGUCCUCGCUUGUGCUGUGGUUGUUAACUCAACUGUUUCGGCUUCUCAGGAGCCAGAGAAAAUUGUUAUCCAUGUAGUGACAGAUUCACUCAACUUUCCAGCUAUGUCAAUGUGGUUCUUGUUGAAUCCUCCUGGGAAAGCAACUAUACAGGUUCAGAACAUGGACAAUUUUGGAUGGUUGUCAGCCAAAUACAAUGCUACUUUGGAGAGGCAAGACUCUCGAGACUUGAGAUAUACUUCACCACUAAACCACCUCCGUUUCUAUCUACCAGAUGUUUUUCCUCUCCUGAAAAAAAUUGUGCUUCUUGAUCAUGAUGUUGUUGUGCAUAAGGAUCUAACUGGUCUUUGGAGUAUUGACAUGAAAGGUAAAGUAAACGGUGCAGUGGAGACUUGUCAGGAACGACAGCCUUCUUUCCGUCGGAUGGAUAUGUUCAUCAAUUUUACAGAUCCUAUUUUGGGCCAGAGAUUUGACGCAAGUGCAUGUACCUGGGCUUUUGGAAUGAACUUAUUUGAUCUGCAAAUGUGGAAGAAGCAAAAUAUAACCGGUGUCUAUCACAAAUACCUGCAUUUGGGAAGUAAGAAGCCAGUUUUUAGAGCUGGUAGUUUACCCAUUGGUUGGCUCACCUUCUAUGGGCAUACAAAUCCUUUAGAGAGGCGAUGGCACAUUCUUGGGUUGGGCUAUGACUCAGGUGUCGUGUUGAGUGAUAUUGAACAAGGAGCAGUACUUCAUUUUGAUGGAAUGAUGAAGCCAUGGUUGGAUGUCGGGCUUGAGAAGUAUAAGAAGUAUUGGAAGCGUUAUGUUUUGUAUGAUCAUCCUUACCUCCAACAGUGCAAUAUUCAUCCGUAA